AUGCCACCGCCGGGUUCUUCAGUGGGUUUCUCAAAUCUACUCAAUCCGCACGAAACUUCCGACUCGACCGCUUCGACCCCAGGAGAUUCAAUGGCUUCUUCCGUUAGCUUGUUACCGCCCCUCAUGAAGGGAACGCGCCCCGCGACUGAGGAGGUCCGCCAGGAUCUGCCCCGGCCCUACAAGUGUCCUCUCUGCGACCGUGCCUUCCACCGCCUGGAGCACCAGACGAGACACAUCCGGACGCACACUGGCGAAAAGCCUCACGCCUGCCAGUUCCCCGGUUGCACCAAGCGUUUCAGUCGUUCAGACGAAUUGACUCGCCACUCGCGCAUUCACAACAACCCCAACUCGCGCCGCAGUAACAAGGCUCAGCAUCUGGCAGCCGCAGCCGCAGCUGCCGCCGGUCAGGACGCCGGCAUGGUUAAUGCUGCCAACAUGAUGCCCCCUCCCAGCAAGCCUAUUACUCGCUCUGCCCCUGUUUCCCAGGUUGGAUCCCCGGAUGUUUCACCACCGCAAUCCUUCUCCAACUAUGCCAACCACAUGCGCUCAAAUCUUGGCCCUUAUUCUCGCGCCACUGAGCGAGCCUCCUCUGGAAUGGACAUCAACCUUUUGGCUACAGCUGCGUCACAGGUCGAGCGUGAUGAUCACAUGGGAUAUCACUCGCGUAGCCACCAAAUGUUCAGCUCCCGCCACCAUGGCACUGGCCGUGGUCUCCCCUCUCUUUCAGCCUAUGCAAUUUCGCAGAACAUGACUCGUUCGCAUUCCAAUGAUGAGGAUGAUGGCUAUGGCCACCGUGUCAAGCGCUCCCGUCCCAAUUCCCCCAACUCCACUGCUCCUUCUUCUCCUACUUUCUCUCACGAUUCUUUGUCUCCUACCCCCGAUCACACUCCCUUGGCUACCCCUGCACACUCGCCCCGCCUGCGCCCCCUCGGUGCCAGCGAGUUGCAUCUGCCCUCCAUCCGCCACUUGUCUCUCCAGCACACCCCUGCGUUGGCACCAAUGGAGCCGCAACCCGAAGGCCCCAGUUAUUACAGCCCCAACCAGGGUCACAUGGGCCCAACAAUCUCCGAUAUCAUGUCGAAACCUGAUGGCACACAGCGCAAACUACCUGUGCCUCAGAUCCCCAAGGUUGCGGUGCAGGACAUGCUCAACCCUGCCACUGGAUUCUCCUCGAUGAACUCGUCAGGCAACAACUCCGUUGCUGGGGGUGAUUUGGCAGACCGGUAUUAA
Messenger RNA from Penicillium paradoxum, 1230 nucleotides. RefSeq names its product C2H2-type zinc finger protein. The record is from RefSeq and is a predicted model, not a curated record. Bases 1 to 1230 code for a protein of 409 amino acids. The transcript has a single exon. Lineage: Eukaryota; Fungi; Ascomycota; Eurotiomycetes; Eurotiales; Aspergillaceae. Gene Ontology annotation, cellular component: cytoplasm; nucleus. Gene Ontology annotation, molecular function: RNA polymerase II cis-regulatory region sequence-specific DNA binding.